Messenger RNA from Hemiscyllium ocellatum (epaulette shark), 4673 nucleotides. RefSeq names its product F-box and leucine-rich repeat protein 16 (gene fbxl16). The record is from RefSeq and is a predicted model, not a curated record. NCBI's taxonomy places the organism in Eukaryota, Metazoa, Chordata, Chondrichthyes, Orectolobiformes, Hemiscylliidae. Gene Ontology annotation, biological process: SCF-dependent proteasomal ubiquitin-dependent protein catabolic process. Gene Ontology annotation, cellular component: SCF ubiquitin ligase complex. The transcript has 6 exons. Bases 250 to 1761 code for a protein of 503 amino acids. Gene Ontology annotation, molecular function: protein binding.
GGAGAGUACAGUGCUGAUUCACUGUGAUGCUGCUUGGAAUGAGGAACUACAAAUAUUUAAAUAAACAUGAGAAACGGGAUCUUUCUCGUGAAAGCAUUUUAAAAUACGAGGUGAUACGAUUGAAGUGUUUAGGUGACUCGAGGUGUCAGGUUGAUAGACGAUUCUUGACUCUUGGGGUUCAAGAAUGAAAGAGCGUGGGUUCAAGACUGACUGUGGAAUAUCUGAAGCAGAGAACAGCGAAUUUGAGAAAUGUCUACACAUAGCUCCAGUGACAUCAAGCCUCCCUGCAUGCCCAGGAACGGACUAGUCAAGAUUCCAGCCCAGUCCAAUGGAUUAGGAUCAGCCAGUAUCACCAAAGGAACCCCUGCCGCUAAAAACCGACUGUGCCAGUCCUCAUCAAUUCCAACAGUACUCCCCCCAUCUCUACCUAACCACAGUGAACUGGCUUCACUAACCCAAGCAGCACACGGACCCUCCUCAUCUCUGUGUGGGCUGACUGACUCGAUUCCACUGGAACCAAACUCUAACAAGGUCUUGCAAAGUACAUGCCAGCCAUCAGGGUCCAAACGAAAACUGUCGCUGUCUUCAAUGGAAGGACAAUUGCCUAUAUUGGAUGAGAAGAUCAUCAACCGACUCUUCUGGUACUUUUCCUCAUGUGAAAGAUGUGUUUUGGCGCAGGUCUGUAAAGUAUGGAGAAAGGUCUUGUAUCAGGUCAAGUUCUGGGAAGGCAUCACACCCAUUCUCCAUGCAAAAGAGUUGUACAAUAUCCUUCUCAAUGGGGAAAAGGAGUUUGUCAACCUGCAAGGAUUCGCCAUCCGUGGCUUUGAUUCUUUCUGCCUGAUUGGAGUCUCUGAUCUGGACAUCUGUGAGUUUAUAGACAACUACCCUCUGUCCAAAAAAGGUGUGAGAUCAGUGAGCUUGAAAAGAUCGACGAUCACUGACGCAGGACUUGAGGUCAUGUUGGAGCAGAUGCAAGGGCUGGCCCACCUCGAGCUGUCAGGCUGCAACGACUUCACGGAGGCCGGCCUGUGGUCCAGCCUGAACGCGCGGAUUACCUCGCUGAGCGUCAGCGACUGCAUCAACGUCGCCGACGACGCCAUCGCCGCCAUUUCACAGCUGCUGCCCAACCUGACGGAGCUGAACUUACAGGCCUACCACGUGACGGACACGGCCAUGGCCUACUUCACCGCCAAGCAGGGCUACACCACGCACACGCUGCGCCUCAACUCUUGCUGGGAGAUCACCAACCAUGGCGUGGUGAACAUGGUACACAGCCUGCCCAACCUCACCGCCCUCAGCCUCUCCGGCUGCUCCAAGAUCACCGACGACGGCGUGGAGCUCGUGGCAGAGAACCUACGCAAGCUGCGCAGCUUGGACCUCUCGUGGUGUCCACGCAUCACUGACAUGGCGUUGGAGUAUAUUGCAUGUGAUCUGCACAAGCUCGAGGAGCUGAUAUUGGACAGAUGCGUGCGGAUUACUGACACUGGACUUGGCUAUCUCUCUACAAUGUCUUCCCUGCGCAGUCUGUACCUAAGAUGGUGUUGUCAGGUGCAAGAUUUUGGUUUACAACAUCUCUUUGGAAUGAGGAGUUUACGAUUUCUUUCAUUAGCAGGGUGUCCACUGUUGACCACGGCUGGCCUCUCAGGCUUAAUUCAACUGCAAGACUUGGAGGAGCUGGAACUCACCAACUGUCCUGGUGCUACACCUGAGCUCUUCAAAUAUUACUCACAGCACCUACCCCGUUGUAUGGUGAUUGAGUAAUUAAAUCAGGGAUUGGCUGUUUUCACAGAAGUACCACCUCCAGCCAAACCCAGCACUGAUGACUAAUCAGAGUAAAGCUUGGAGACGAAUCUGCAUCGGCUCAAAUGAUCGGAAAAGUGUUUUUCAUGGUGUCAGGAAUGAGAAAGAAAUUGUGAAUAUUAACAAACUGAAAUUCUUUUUGCUUUGGUGUGCACCAGAGUCAUCCCAUUCUCUGUCUGGAUGUGUGAAUUCCACAAUCAUUCCUGCUCAUCACACUGCUCUUUUUAACUAAACGUGGAGUGGUUGUGACCAGGCUUGUUCUGAGCAUGUGCAGCAUUUGCGGGUAGCUGCUGUCACAUGCCACUGCUGUAACUCUUGUUGUUUCAGUGCUGGAUCUCUGUAAUGUGUCUUAACGUCUGUGUAGAGUUCCGUUUGCUGAAAUGUUUCCCACUGCGGAUGUGAGGCUGUAAUUCUCUUGUUAGAAGUGAGUUGUGAUGAUCAUCCCCUGUACUGGGGAUGGAUCUCUUCAGGAGGUGCUUGCCAACUCAUUCUCUUGACUCUAUCUGACUAACAACGGAAUCCUGUCACCGCCAGCCCUCACAUCAGCAGAUAAUUCUCUUUUUAACUUGGUAUUCUCCUUUUCAGUUACUAAGGCUGGCUGGUUCACUGCUGAAAUCUGUAAGAGGAAGAAAGUGGGGGAACUGGAUUGGGAUUUAGACGAUCAAGUGCAUCGGAUGCCAUUUUUCCAUCCAGGUCAAAGGACAAAUGGGGAAAAGGUCAGCAUCAGCGAUGGCCCAUUUCAUUCCUUAAGACUUCAGAGAUGGGCUAAUCUGGACUGUUUUGAUAUCUGCAAGAGUUUGUUUUCAUAGAGACCAAAAGAAGCCCACUCUGAUUCUGUGCCUCCUGCGAGAGCAGGAUGCUUCUGGGACUUUCUUACUGUAUAUAUUUUUCUGUCUGUUUGGAUACUCUUUAAAAAAAAAGUUAUAGCUUAUAUUUGCUAAGUGUUUUCCUGUGCUGUUGCCCACUGGCUCGCCUGUGAUUUAUAUACUGCAUCGCUUUAAACGAAAAGGUACAGGAAGAGAUUGAGACAACGAAGGUGAAAAGGAAGGCCUGCACUCCAUACGCCACUUGUAAAAGCACCAAGUUCCUCUACCACCCUCCCCCUCCUUCCCUCCCCAAAACAAUGAAAUUUUACAAAAAACAUUCAAAGCAAAAGCUGAAUAUUAUUUCUAACAUUGCUUUCCGCUGGAUUGUGAUGCCUUUGUUGUGUACAGUGUGAUGCUUCCAUGCUGCAGUAUCCUUUCGGAAAGUCAGCCCACUGUCAGUACAAAUAUUCUUAAAAUAAAUAUUCCAAACAAACACCUAGGCCUGGCUAAUAUUAUUGAAAGUGUUGCCAAACAAAUACAUUCCACACUAAAUGAGCCUGUUCAUCCACUGCCAGUUUAAAUCCAAACACUUGUUUGCUAAAACCCAAAUGCUUACUAAACCAAUGCCAUUUUAAUGUUGUUCAUGGCUGCAAAGUUGCUAUUGUCUUAAUGAACAAAUCUUCAUAUCUAAGAAAAUGAUUUCCCAUUUCUGUGUUCAGCUACAGAUGUCGCAUCGCACUUUUUAUUAAAUUUAUAACUCCGACAACAAUGGAAGUAUAACAACAUUAGCGUUGGGCUUCUCAAAUUUACUCAUUGCUUGAAGAGCUUGGCAAAUACUAUCAGUCAAGAAGAACCCAUGUUGAUUGUCAUCUGUCUGAAGUGUCCUAGGCCCAACCAUCUUCAAGUGCUUCAUUUAUGACCUUCCCUUCUAUCACAAUGUCAGAGCGGAGAUAUUCACUGGUUAUUGGACAAUGUUCAGCACUAUUAGUGACUCCUCAGAUACAAAAGAAGUCCAUGUCCAAACACAGCAAGAUGUGAACAUCAUCCAGGUUCAGACUGAAAAGUGGUAAGUUACAUUUAUGCCAUACAAAUGCCAAGCAAUGACCAUUUCCAAUAAGAGAGAAUUCAUUUACAUUAUCAUCACUAAAUCCUCCACAAUCAAUAUUUUGGGGGUUACCAUUGACCAGAAACUGAAUUGGACUAGCCAUAUAAAUAGCUUCCUCAUUUCCCCUCCCCCCCCACCUUAUCUCAGUCCCAACCCCCGGAUUCAGCACCGCCCUCUUGAUCUGCAAUCUUCUUACUGACCUCUCUGCCACCAUCCCCUCUCUGGCCUAUCACCCUCACCUCCUUCCACCUAUCGUAUUCCCAGCACCCCUCCCAAAUUCCCCCCGCCUACCUUUUGUCUCAGCCCGCUUGGCACACCAGCGUCAUUCCUGAAGAAGGGCUUAUGCCCGAAAUAUCGAUUCUCCUGCUCCUCGGAUGCUGCCUGGUCUGCUGCGCUUUUUCAGCACCACACUUUUCAACUCUGGUCUCCAGCAUCUGCAGUCCUCACUUUCUCCUAGCCAUAUAAAUACUAUGGCCAGAAGAGCAGGUCAGAGGCUAGGAAUACUGUAGUGAAUAACUCAUCUCCUGACUCCAAAAGCCUGUCCAUCAUCCAAAAGGCACAUGUCUGGAGUGUGAUGGAAUACUCGCCACUUGCCUGGAUGGAUGCAACUUCAACAACACUCAAAAGAAAUUUGACAUCAUCCAGGACAAACAGGUCAGCCAAACUGACAUUAUAUCCACAAACAUCCACUCCCUCCACCACCAACAGUCAGUAGCAGUUGUAUGUACCUUUUACAAGAAAUUCAUCAAGGCUUCUUAGACGGAACCUAGCUAGUGAUGCUGAGAUCCUAGGAAUGACCAUAUUUUAAAAAUGGGGUCACUAUCACCAGCCAAUUCCCCAUCAAGCCACUCGCCAUCCUGACCUGGAAAUGUAUUGCUGUUCCUUCAGUGUCGCUGGGUCAAGGUCAUUGGCCACUCUGGUGUUUCCUUUCUUCAUGGUGGUGGAGGAAUAUAAAUAAAGAU